Messenger RNA from Terrapene triunguis (Three-toed box turtle), 1746 nucleotides. RefSeq names its product interleukin 2 receptor subunit beta (gene IL2RB). The record is from RefSeq and is a predicted model, not a curated record. Lineage: Eukaryota; Metazoa; Chordata; Testudines; Emydidae. Gene Ontology annotation, cellular component: external side of plasma membrane. Gene Ontology annotation, molecular function: protein binding; cytokine receptor activity. The transcript is spliced from 9 exons. Gene Ontology annotation, biological process: cytokine-mediated signaling pathway; immunoglobulin mediated immune response. The coding region runs from base 1 to 1746 and encodes 581 amino acids.
AUGAAGCCUUCUCCUCCCCUUCUGCUUUGCCUCUGGCUGUCCAUCCUUCUAGAUGUUUCACUGGCAUCAAGAAUAACUCAGGGACCCUCAAAUCUAACUUGUUUUUAUGACUCGCGGGCGACUCUCUUUUGCACCUGGGCUCCAGACAGGAAUCUCACAGCAGCACCGUGCCGACUGGACGUUUUUCAUGACACUGAUGAGAGGAAUCUAAGAAGGAGUUGUGAAUUUCCUAGCAUGGCACCCAGGAGAUGUGAACUAGCCUUCGAUAAAGACAUUGAUUGUCAGGUCUUCACGGUUGUAGACUCACUUCGCCUGACUGUGUCCUGCCAAGCUGGGGAAAACGGGACAACUGUGAUACAACAGCAGAAAUUCGGACUGUGGGACAACAUACAGCUGAGGCCACCUGACAACCUCCAAGUGGUAAACACCAGUGACUCCAGCUGCAACUUAACUUGGAGAAUUCCUGUUUCCUCUCACUACUUAAAAAAUAAACGGGAGUUUGAAGUGUGGUGCAGAGAUCGCUCAAAGCCCCAGGAGACUGCCAUGCUCCUCCCUAUCAAGCAGGACCAGGAAUGGGUGAGGAUUGAGAACCUUUCGCCUGACUCAGAGUAUGAGGCUGAAGUUCGCGUGAAGCCAAAGCAUUAUGGUUUGUGGAGCAACUGGAGCAAGACGCUCACAUGGAGGACAGAUCGUAGUGAUGUGAAUCUUGGAUAUUCAGAACUUCCCCUGGGGGACCUCCAGCUUACGAUGCCAGCCCUUGUGGGGACCAUCUGCACCAUCAUCUUCGUUGUCAUCAUUGUCUUGAUCAUCACCUCACAGCCAUUGAAAAGGCUUAAGAAGGUGCUGAAGAUUUACAUUCCAGACCCAGACAAGUUCUUUCCCCCGCUGAGCACUGUGCACAGAGGCGACGUUCAGAAGUGGCUCUCCUCUCCAUUUUCCACGUCUCUCUUCAGCGUGAGCAGUAUCUCCCCAGAAAUCUCAGAGCUAGAGAUAAUUCAGAAGGAGAAACAGGACUCCCAGCUCCUCCUUCCCAAGGCCUUUCUCACCUCUGGUGCCCCCCCAGAAACCAGCGGGCACUCACUGACCAGCUGCUUCACCAACCAAGGGUACUUCUUUUUCCACCUCCCUGACUCCUAUGAGAUUGAGCCCUGCCAGGUGUAUUUCACCUACGAGCCCUUCGCCCGGAAGAGCAGUGGCAGUGAAGAUGGUGAUUCCUAUGGAGCACUCCCCUCCCCAGAUCUCUGCAUGCUGGAGGACGACCUGCCACUCUUCUCCUCCGGAUUUCUUCAUUGCAUCGAAGCAAACCAAGGUUUCCAGAACAGUUCUUUUGUGGGAGAGACACAGAGCACAACCAAUGGGCUUGGGGCACUUCCUGAGGCUCUUCUGUCACCCGAGAGCUCCUCCCCAGCAUUGGUAUUGGAGCAGGAUGAGAAGGUGAAUGGAAAUGUCACAGUUUUACAGCUCUCUGAAUCCCAACAGAAGCCUGGCAUGGUCUUCUCAGAUAUCCCAGGGCUGCAUGACAACGAUACCAUUCAAACCACAGAAGAGGCUGAGGACGCAGACCCUCAAAUCAGUUCCACUACUACUAUGGCAGAUGCAAGCUCUUCGUUUUCCCAGCCCAUGCCUCUGAGGCAAGGUCAAGCUGAUGAUCUUCACAGGACUGCUUCCUCCAGCCAGGUCCCAAACACUGGGGCCUACCUAUCUUUGAGUGAGCUCCAAAGCCAAUACAACCAUCAUUCGGUCUAA